This is a messenger RNA of Trematomus bernacchii (emerald rockcod), 5840 nucleotides long. RefSeq lists its product as uncharacterized. The transcript is spliced from 9 exons. Lineage: Eukaryota; Metazoa; Chordata; Actinopteri; Perciformes; Nototheniidae. The coding region runs from base 339 to 5477 and encodes 1712 amino acids. The record is from RefSeq and is a predicted model, not a curated record. Gene Ontology annotation, molecular function: structural molecule activity.
UCAAUAUGCUAAUAAGGGGAAGGGCUGCAUUGCUGGAACCUGUUCUAAAUGUCAUGAUUUAAAGGUUAGGAUGAUUAAACCUGAGCUCCAUCAAGACCUGAUAUACCUGUGAAAGAAACACUUCACACGCAAAGACUGGAGUUUAGACAACUGCUGAAAGAAGAGAUUUAGAGGUGCAGCAUUAGAACGAGGCAGAAACUAACCUUUACACCUGUAUUUGUGCAGAGGAAGACACUUUAAAGGAGCAGGGAGGAAAGAUGAGUUGACAUGUGAUAUCCAGAAGUGAACACAAGUGAGUGGUGAGAUGACACAGGUUCUCCGUGCAGGCAGAGCAUCCCAUGCAGGGGUGGGAUUACCGUGUUCAUCAUGGACCUGGAGUCUUGGUGCAUUACAGCACGGCUCCUGCAGCCGGGGCUCCGGACAGCAGCCGGAGCUUCUGUUUGUCCAGAGAGAAGCUCAGCAUGCAGCAGCUCAACAGGAGGCUGGCCUCGUACCUGCAGCAGGUCCAGAGUCUGGAGGUGGCCAAUCAGAGGCUGGAGUGUCACAUCCAGGAGGAGCUGGACAGGAAGUGUCCCCAAGAGCUGAGACAGCUGGACGGACACCUGAAGGCGGUGUCCCUGCUGCAGGGACAGAUCAGUGAUUGUCUCUCGGCCCAGGCUGAGGUGAAGCUGCAGCUGCUCGGUGCAGAGCUCACCGUCUUCGACUUCAGCUCCAGGUGUGACAAGGAGAGUAAGCGUUGUGGUAGUGUGGAGGCGGAGCUCAGUGACAUGAGGCUGCUGCAGGAGGGGCUGCUGCUGCACACUCUGCCAGAGCUCCACAAACUGUGGAGAGACCUCACACAGCGACUGACGGAGCUGCAGAGACAACACCAGCAGGACACGCGGGGUCUCCUCGCCCAGGCGUCAGGGGGUGUAGCUGUGGAGAUGCAGACGGCGGGGUCAUCAGAUCUGAUCCAGCAGCUGGAGCACCUGAGGAGGGCCGGUGAGACGCUGCUCCACCAGAAGCAUUGCUACAACACCCAGGUAUCUUUGCUGAGCUCUCCAGCGGUGACCUUUGACCCUCGAGCAGGGUCAGAGGUCUUCCAGGCCGAGGUUGAGGAGCUGUGGAGAACAGCAGGAGGUCUGGAGGAGGAGCUCACACAGCUGCAGGAUCUGAACAUGGUGUUGGAGGCCUCCAGUCUGCAGCAGACAGAGUCCUUCGUCCUGCAGCUGGUGGACUUACAGCAGAAAGCAGACGUCCUGUGCAGAGACCUGGAUUCAGAGCUGCAGUUUGCAGCUCAGCAGGCUGAAGAGCAUCAGGCGUUGCUGGAGGUAAACAGCAGGCUGGAGACCCAGAUAGAGGACUACAGGAGGCUGCUGGAUGCAUCAAGCAUACAAGGGCUCUCAGGUCCUCAGUCAAUCUUCGCGGCUAACGUCACAUCUUUCUGUGCUGAAACCAGCCCUCCUGCCUACAAAAGAAACAUCACACCAAUAAAUACAUUUAGCAUUCGGGGAGGAAAUCUCAGGAUGAUGGGGGUUCAAACUGUCUUUAGAGGCCACACACACAAUGUCAUACAACAGCAAUCGAAAAACUCACCAAUAAGAUCGAUUAACACUUCAAAUCUGAUAGGAUCAUUCCACAAGGCUGAAUACCAGGGCACAGGCGCUCUUCCUAAAAGAACCAAGAGCGAAUGCAUGACCGUCAGCACAACAGUGGACAGAAAGGGCAGUCCUGUGGAGCAUAAAGUCCAUACUAAACAUUGUGAGCUGCAGAACUCAUCCAUUGUCAGUACUGAGAUUAGCCAAGUUUUAGAAGAAGGGGCUGGUGGCAAAGCUUCUAAACCGAAGAUAAGUACUGCACAAAAACACACAACAUUGGCAAAACCAGAAGAUAUUACUUCUAAACAAAUAACCACAGGAACUGGUUUGCAGGCUGAUCAAACAACGACCCACGUUGAAACAGAGGUCCCCAAAAACAUUUCUUGUGUAGAACCAGAAGUAAAGCAAGAACAGCAUUUGGCAUCAACUGAUCCCAGUAAAGGAACUGAUGCAGAGGUAAAAAAAGAGCCAGAAUCUGCAAAGGUCAUGUCUUUAAGUUUGGAGAUUCAAGCAGAAGCUGAAGAAAAUGCGGGGAAAGUUUCAGAUACAGCAUUGUUUGCUUCUGGAUCUCACAUUCUUCCUUCUGAGGAGGAUCAGGGUAAGGUCUCUUGUGAAGUAGCUGAUAUUACUGCUUCUAAACUGGAGAUUAAUACUCCACAAGGAAACACCACAUUAGUUAUUGACACACACUCUGCAAAGAGUGCUGCUGUUCAAGAAAACACAAAACCUUUUACCAAUAAACAAACUACCGCAGUUGGUUUGCAGGCUGAUAAAACAGGGACACACGUUCAAACAAAGGUCCCAAAAAACAUUAUUUGUGCAGAACAAGAAGCAAAGCAAAAACCACAUUCAGCAACAACCGAUCCCAGCAAAGAGACCACUGCAGAUGUAAAGAAAGAACCAGAAUAUAUGACCUUGGCUCCCAAAGAUUGCACUGAGCAGGGUCCUGCCAAAGUUGUGUCUUUGAGUUUGGAGACUCAAACAGAAGCUGAUGGGGAUGACGGGGAAGUUGUCGUUACAGCAUCCAUUAUUUCUGUACCUCACAUGCAUGGGUCUGAGGAGGGUCAGGGUAAUGUCUCUGUUGAGAUAAUCCUGAUCGAGGACAUGGAUGUAGAAACAAUAGAAAAUGAUAAGGAAGAAGCAGUAAAAGUAGAAGGUACAUUCUCCAAUGCCGAAAGAAGAAAAGUAAUGGAAGAAGCAGAUACACAGUCCAGUAAUGCAACUGCUUCAUCUGGUGGCCAAGACAUCAAUUACAACCUUGAAAGUAAAUCUCCAAGUAGAGAGAUUUUGAAGGACCUUGAAUUAGAAGGGAACUUUUUUGUGGGUUUCCAUGAUACCCUUGAGGAACAAAUGGACCCUACUGAGUCGGACAACGAGAUCAUUAAUUUAACAGACCAAGGAGCAGUGUUGAGUAUCACAAAGUCAAGAAAGUCGAUUUUAAGUCAAACAGAUUCUGGCGUGGCUUUGUGUUUAUCUGACCAUGAGGAGAUGAGUCCAACAAAGCCAUUUGCAUGCUUGAGUCCAGAAACAUGUUUAAGCCCAGAUGAGGCAGAGGUGUUAAUGAGCAUGACAGAUCAAGUAUUUUGCCCAGUUGAUCCAGAAGGGGAUGUUAAAAGUCCUGAUUCUCUUAUGAGUACAAAUGAUCCAGACAUAUGUUUGAGUCCAGUUGAGGUUGAGGUGUGUCUGAGUCCAAAUGGUGAAGAAGAAGACGAAGAAAUCUGUCUGAAUCUAACUGAGGCGAUUGCACAUGUGAGACCAGUCGAGAAAUACGUUCUGUCGUCAAAAGAGGAAGAACAGUCUCUGUCCUUUAGGAGCGAUCAAACUUUGCCAGGAGAGGACAGAAAUAGGAAAGUCAGCGUUAUAGGCAGAGAUGGGGACAGUUUGUGUUUUGGAUCGUUUCGAAACAGUCUUGGAGGCAUGGAGUUUGGAGGUCCAGGUGGUCCUAGUAUCAUAGCAGACCAAGAGGAACAGCUUGGUUUUGGAGGCCUUUAUCGUAAAAGUGUAAGAGAUGUGAGAAAUCCCAUGGAGAGUUUCAAAGAUAACAAAGAUGUUCAGAAUAUAAAGGAAGGAGGCAUGUGUUGCUCAGUAGGCCAGAAAGAGAUUGCCAGUAUGGAUGGUAAAGUGAGGGGACAGAAAAACAAUGAUUGGCUGGUUGCCAAGGAGACAAGUAACAGUGAAAAAGUGUUUGUAAGGUCAGCUAGCUUUGGAAGUCUCCCUGCCAAUGAAGGAACUACCUUUAGUGAUUUGGCGAGUAAUUCAGGAGGUAGUAUUAUGGCUAGUAGUUUUGUUGGCACAGCUGCAAAUUCAUCAGGUAGGGUCAGUGGUAAUGCAGAAGCUGUCAUUACAACUGGAGUAGAGGGAACUUUCAGGCAGGGAGGUGGAGACUGGAGGGUUUAUGGCGGAAGUCUGGGAUGCACAAGUACAACUUUACCCAGUACAGGGAGUGAAGAAAGCCUGUCAAGCCGAACAGAAAAAGGGAGGUUCGGCAGUAAAGGAACUGGGGAGUGGGCAUUUUAUGGUGGCAGUCUUGGACGAAAGAGCAGCCUUGAUGGUGGCACUUGCUUACCAAGUGAAAGAAAAGAAGAAGGCCCAUCAGUUGCCUCAAACCCUGCAACAAGUGCACCAGAAAAAAGAAGAUUCGGCAAUAGAGGGAAUGGAGAAUGGAUGGUUUAUGGAGGUAGUCUUGGACAUGAAAGCAGCUUGCCCAGAACAGGGAGUGAAGAAAGUCCGUCUGUGGGAAUGAUCCCUGCAACAAGUCCACCAGACAGAGGAAGGUUUGGAAGUGGAGGGAGUGGAGAGUGGAUGGUUUCCAGCGGCAGUCUAAAAUGCAGUGAUAUUGUACCCAUUCCACAGAGCAGGGACAGCCAGUCAACUGCCAUGCACCUUCCAACAAGUCCUACAGGAACAGGGGGAUUUGGUCUCAGAGGGAGUGGCGAGUGGAGAGUCUAUGGUCCGAGUUCUGGACGUAUGAGCAGCAAUACCUUACCCAAUGCAGACAGCGUAGAAAGACCUUUUAUGGCAGUGCAACAAGCAACAAGCCCACAGAGAGUGCAGAGGUUUGGCAGUGGAGAUAGUGGAGAGUGGAGAGUUUAUGGUGGGAGUAGUGGACGUUUGAGUAGUGCCAGUAAUGCAGACAGGGUCAGUGUCAAUGCAAAUUUUGGCAAAGUCAUCAGUCCACCAAGUAGCUACACAAGUACUGGACGAAGGCUCAGCAGUACUGGUAGUGGUGGCAGGCUCAGCUCGGGUAGUGUUGUUAGGCGCAGUAGCAGUGUAGGUAGUGGUGGUAGUUUAAGUCGCUCAGGAAGUGGAAGCAAACUCAGCAGCUCGCCCGGGAGCCACAGGAUCAGCAGUUCUGGGAGAUUCGCCAGCACUGGCAGCGGCGACUCAACGCCAGUUUACAGCUCAGCCUACGAACGGAGGAGCACAGUGGGGAUUGCAGGGCGAUCAGGUGGAGGGGGGACAACCAACAGCCAACGAGCCCCUAGCCCCGGGUGGCUGAGCAGUUCACCAGCUGGCGGGAGAGGCAUGGGAAGCCCUGGGACCGUGUCUAAAAACAGCAGUGGAGGUAGCAGCGACCGAAUUAGCAGCCGAGCCGAUGUAAGGAUAAGCAGCUCCCCUGGGUCAGGGGGUACUAAAUGCACAGGGGGGAGGGUAAUCAGCAGCAGCAACCGGCAAAUCAGGAGCACUGGCAGUGGAGCCGGAGGCAACAAGGAGAGAAUCAGUGUGUGUAAGAUGGCGGCUCUGUCAAUCUCUGCAGCAGGAAGGGAGAGAAGUCAGGAAAUACAAAGAAAAGCUCAACAAAAACAACAACAACAGGCUUCAGUUACCUCUCCCCUCGUGCAGCGCUGGCUGACCACAGGUGUCAGGGUUACAGAUGGCAAAGCUGACGACAUCUUGUGAAUGGACCACUAAAGCAGGGGUGGGGAACCUUUUUCCUCUCAAGGGCCAUUUCAAUUUUUUCAACAUCCUCCGAGAGCCAUACAAAUUAUUGACCUCUGCUUAAAAAUACUAAAAUCACAGCCCAUUCAUUUGGCCUUUCUUUCAUGCUGUGCAAAGAAAAAGCAACCUCUUAAUCCAGAUAUCUUACCAUGACUCGCGUAUGCGUUUACUUUAUUCUCUUAUUUUUUUAUAACUAUAAUGAUCAUAUAAAGAUGUGCCUUUACCUCACUGGUUGUAGAAAAAGUUUCUUAUAUUCGUUAGCAUGCUAGCUAACCAGAUGCUAAUAACAACAAAGUUAUUGACUGUAUGAUCAGUAUGACAGAU